ACUGUUUCUUGAAUAUGCAUAGUUUGUAGAUGUUUGAUGCGUAGAAGAUGUUGUAGAACAACAACAUGCGUGCUUCUCUCCUCUCGUUCCUCUUCUUCUGCUCCUCUCUCUAUUGCGCCAAAGCAGCUAGCGUUUACAUUGGUGCGCUGGUAAACACCGAGUCUCGCGUCGGGAGAGAGAAGAAGGUGGCAAUUGAGAUUGCAGCCCGACACUACAACUCCUCUUCUUCAUCGCUUCUUCUAAGUGUCAGAGAGUUUAACAGCGGCGCCGACCCCCUCGAAAUAUACACGAAAGGUGAUUCAUUUCUUCUUUUAAUGGCAAGAGAAUCUAUUGCUGAUACCAUGCAUACAUCUGUGGUGGUGCAGCUCAAGAUCUCAUGAACUGGGGAGCAGAAGCAAUCAUCGGCGCGGGGACCUGGCCGGAGGUCGCGGUCUUGGCAAGACUUGGCAGCACUGCAAGAAUUCCAGUAAUCUCUCUCGCCACGACACCAACCCCCUCGUCACCGAUGCCUUUCUUGGUUCGGAUGUCGUAUCCGAACUCCGGCGAGGCGCGCUGCCUCUCUGACGUCGUGAGAUCAUACAACUGGAGGAGAGUCAUAGUACUGUACGAAGAUGAUAGCUAUGGCAGCAUAUCUGGCGUCGUCCCUCUCCUUUCUGAUGCGUUUCGAGCCGGUGGUUCUCGGAUCGACCACCAUAUAGCAUUCCCACCAUGGCACACGGUCUCCGAUGACGACGCAGCGGACACAGUUCGCCAGAAGCUGAAGCACGUCCCUCCACAGCUAUCGAAGGUGUCCAUCGUCCUGCGAUCCUCACCAGAGCUGGCCGUCCAUCUGUUCAAGGAGGCAAAGCUGCUGGGGAUGAUGGCAAAGGGUCACGUAUGGAUUGUGAAUGACGACAUCACCGCCCUCCUCGACUCCACCGAUCUCAGCUCCUCCUUCAUCUCUUCUUACAUGCAAGGUGUGAUAGGAAUCAGUACCUACGUCAACACGACCACCAGCUUCUUCCACGACUUCUCUUCGGAAUUCCAGCAAAGAUUCGACCAAGAGUACGGAACAAAGGGUAAGCAACCGGGGAUGCAUGCGGUCCGAGCGUACGACGCGGUGCAUGUUCUGGCUCAUGCGGCAGCAGAAAGGGCCGAGAACAGCAGCAGCAUCGCGUUGUUGGAAGGUGUCCUACUUGGCAAUUUUUCUGGGUUGAGUGGCUCCAUAAGCUUCACAAGAGAGGGGAGCUUGCCUGAGGACGGGAGACGAAACUCGGCCUUCCGUGUCCUAAACGUAGUAGGAAGGAGUUACAGGGAGCUAGGGUUUUGGUCAGAGGGAUAUGGUUUCUUCGAGGAGGAGACGGAGAUGGCGCAUGGGAGGCCGGUGGUGGAUGUCCUGCGUCCGGUGUUCUGGCCAGGAGGCACUGAGAGGACCCCAGGUGGGUGGGGCAUGCUAAGGAUCGGAGUACCCAAUCACACGACCUUCGAUCAAUUCGUGAAGGUGGAAUACGAUGACAGUACUGGGAAGGUGAAGGGGAUAACCGGAUUCUGCAUUGACGUCUUUCGGGAGAUUCUGAAACACUUGAGCUAUGAUCUGUAUUACGAGUUCAUACCUUUCGCUGGCUCCUACGAUGAUCUCGUGAAUCGGGUCCCUUUGCAGGUAAUCGAUGCAGCGGUGGGGGACUUCACGAUCCUGGCAAAACGGGCGGUGGAUGUCUCGUUCACCGAGCCGAUUCUCUCAUCAGGCCUUGCGAUGAUGGUGCCCUUGAGACCCAACCACACGCCAUGGAUGCUCAUAAAGCCAUUCACGAGAGACGUGUGGUUCCUUAUCCUUGCCACCCUGAUCUACACCGCAGGCGUUUUGUGGUACCUGGAACGCGACAGUAAUCCCGAGUUCCAUGGCACUUGGUGCGUCCAGCUCGGAGCUGCGCUGUGGCUAAUUUUCUCCACCAUCUUCUUCGCCCAUGGAAGGAUCCACAACUACUACACGAAAACGGUGAUGGUUGUGUGGCUGCUUGUGGUCUUCAUUUUGACAUCCAGCUUUACAGCGAACCUCAGCUCCAUACUAGUUACUGAGAAACUUGGAGCGGUGCCACCAGGAAGUAGGGUUGGCUAUGAUGGCGACGCCUUUGUACUCAAGUACCUGAAGGAUGUGUUAGGUUACAAGGAAAGAAACAUUGAGUGGAUUAGAUCACCAGAAGCCUACAGCGAGGCCUUCAAGAGUAACAAGAUAUCAGCUGCCUACCUUGAGACGCCUUAUAUCAGGGUGUUCCUCUCCCGGUACAACGAUUUCACGGUCAGUGGGGAGACACACAGGCUGGGCGGCUUUGGCUUUGUGUUCCCCAAAGAUUCUCCUCUGGUUGCUGACUUCUCCCAAGUCAUACUGCAACUAGCAGAGAACGGAGCACUAAAUAACCUAGAAAAGAAGUGGUUUUCGGUCGCCUUGUCCAGCUCUCCAACCCCAGACAACGACAGGAAAAAGGAGAGCCUAAGCUUGGACAGCUUUUGGGCACUCUUCCUGUUCACUGGUUGCACCUCGACCAUUAUCUUAUUGGUCUUCAGUGCCCACUCAUUUCUUCUGACUAGGGCCAGAGCAGCAGCAGCAGUAUCCUUUGAGCCCCUGAGACAGAGUUUUAAGAAGGUUUGGACAGCAACUGCAAAACUCAUUGAAAAAAGAGAGAGUCCUAAACCCUCUGAGCAACAAGGGAGCGGUAUGAACAGUCCAUGAGGAUGAAGGCAACUCUGCAGGACUCCAUGUACCCGAUGACACUGAUGACAACUGCAGACAAUGAUGUAUCAAUAUGAAAAAAGAGAGGUUCAAAAGAAAUUAUAGUGAUAAAAACAAAAUUUGUACCUUAAAGAGAUAAACUAUCUGUUACUAGAACUAGCAUAAAGUUGUA
Musa acuminata subsp. malaccensis (wild Malaysian banana) is the source of this 2879-nucleotide messenger RNA. NCBI's taxonomy places the organism in Eukaryota, Viridiplantae, Streptophyta, Magnoliopsida, Zingiberales, Musaceae. The record is from RefSeq and is a predicted model, not a curated record.